Messenger RNA from Vanderwaltozyma polyspora DSM 70294, 1044 nucleotides. RefSeq names its product Brr6/Brl1 family protein. The coding region runs from base 1 to 1044 and encodes 347 amino acids. Gene Ontology annotation, biological process: nuclear envelope organization; lipid homeostasis. NCBI's taxonomy places the organism in Eukaryota, Fungi, Ascomycota, Saccharomycetes, Saccharomycetales, Saccharomycetaceae. Gene Ontology annotation, cellular component: nuclear envelope; nuclear membrane. The transcript has a single exon. The record is from RefSeq and is a predicted model, not a curated record.
AUGGAACUGUUCGGUAACCUAUCGAUCGCAGAUUCUGAUCCUAUAGAUGAAGAUGUUUUGCGUAUUUCAAAAUUAUCUUUAAAUGAACCUGUUCCAAAUGAUCUUGUAGAUGAUGAAAUCCUUAGCGAUUCAAUGGAUGUAGACCAAUUAUCAUUACAACAGAAUAAUAUCGAACAAUUAGGUAACGACGUAGAGUCGAUACAAGAGCCUGAUGAAGAAAUUGAAGAAACUGAUGAGAAAGAGAAUCAGAUAAUUUUGAAAAACUUACUUUCUCCUACAAGUUUGGGUGUAUCGAUAGCACAAAAUGAUUUGAAAUCACAACUGAAUUCACACGCUGGGAAACUACCCAUAAAUAUAUUGAUAAACAAUAAUCAUCAUCAUCAUUACCAUAAUAAUAACAGUAAUGAUAAUUUACUUGAUUUUAAUGAUCAGGUUUUGUCAAUUCACGAUCAACAUAUUGCCAAUACUCAGCCAAAUGAAGUACAAGAAUUACCAUUUCCAUGGUCUUCGUAUUCAAAACCUGCAUCAAGAACUGCCUACGCAUUAACGUCAUAUCUACAACUGUUUCUAAAUUUACUAACAGUAACCGUCAUUUUUUCAAUUACUACUGCAUUCAUGAAAACUUUAAAAAAAGAUAUAACGUCAAUCUGGAAUCAUACAAAGGAAGAAUUGAAUUACGAAUCAUUAAAUUGUCAAUUGAAUUAUUAUACAAAUAAAUGUGAUAACGAAAAAAAACUUCCUGCAUUAAUAGUAAAGUGUCAAAAUUGGGAAAAAUGCAUGAACAGAAAUAAUGAUCUUUUCUUCACAGCAAGAUCAACUUUAAGUGCAAAACUGUUAGGAGACAUCAUCAAUUCAUUUAUUGAACCAAUUGGCUGGAAAUCAUUAUGCUUUAUAUUAACUGGAAUGGCUAUUUGGUGCUUCAGUUCAAAUUUUUUACUAGGUUUCGCAAGAGCAAAAUCUUAUUAUGGUGGAAAUAGCAAUAAUGACGAUAAUAAAAAAUUGAAAAAUUCAACUGAUCACAACAAAUUGAUAAAAGAAUCAUAA